AUGCACUUCUCUUGGGCUACUGUAGUGCUGGUUGCUGCUGCUUAUCAAUUAACUGUCGCUGUUGCUCCUUAUACAAUCCCAGGCUCUAGUAUUACUGUCACAGACAACUCAAAUACUCGACCUCUCAAAAGUAGUCCCAAGCCUGUCUUUCCACAAAAGGAACUAAAGCCUGCUCAGACCCCUGCAAAUGCAAUUGGCUUUAAGCAGGACCACAUUGAUCCAAAAAAACAUACCUCGGCUCCAUUAUCAGGCCAAAUUAAAAAAGAAUCGUUGAGCAGUAUUGAUGAAAAGCCACUUGCAAAGCUGGACUCAUUUGAUAUCGAUAGUGUGAUUCAGCAACGAGAGCGAUUGAUUCAGCAAGUAAAUCAAGAAAAAGAUCGUUUGGAGUGGGAAAACGAAAAUGGUCGUAAUGACGGUGCUAUCGAGCUUAUCAACACAAGAAUCAAACGAAUUACAUUAUUGGAGGAUGUUAUUCGAUCAUCUCUAGAUAUAUACAAGGAAAUUGUUCAAAACCAAAAUGUUUCUACAAUCGAUCGUAUGAUGGAGAAAGAAAGUCUUAUGAUUGUGAACGAAUUUCAAAAGCUUGUUUUGAGAGCCAAAAAUGAUCAUCUUGCUAUCCAGGAAACAAAAAAAGAAGCUGACAAAAACACAAAACUGAAGCAAAGUCAAGAUCCAGCAUCACCGCACAGUCCGUUAUCUGGAAGCAACAGUCCAACAGAGACCCCAGUUAUUGGAAAAGCAGCUUCAAAGAUAGUAGAAAAUGUUAUCGACGGAGUAUCAAAAGAAGCAGAUAAACUGGAGUCGAGUUUAAAAGGUGACUCUUUUAUUGAAAGCCAAAAGUCUGAAGGGACCACUGUAGAGACUGUUCUAAAAGUACAAGACACGAGCAAAGGGUCUGGAAAUUCAACCAUCCCAUCACAUAAUGAGCCGGAUGCUCCAACACUAAUAGACUCCCAUAACAAUCAAUAUGUACUUUCUAAAUCUGGAGAUACGACUGCACAUGUUGAAGGAGUUUUGCUGGGCCCUCCGGGUUAUAUCAAAAAUGCAGUUCAGGUUGAAACGAUUGCUCGUGGUCUUGGUGUGAUUUUCAUUAUGAUUUUUCUUGGUCUCGAGUUUAAUAUCACAAAAAUCAAAAAGGUGUGGACUGUCAGCAUUGGCGGGUCUGCUCUUUUACUUUUUCUUACCGAGCUUUGUGUAGUUUUUAUUGGAAAUAAGUUUGGAAGUCGGCCCUCGGAAUCUCUUGUUGUUGGUGCUUCACUUUUUUUGAGCAGCACCGUGGUUGUUCUUAAUUUUAUGAAGGCUGGAGAAGUAGAAACUCAAUACGGCCGUAAUAUACUUGGCGUUCUUAUUGCUCAGGACGUGCUUUUGGGAUUUUUCCUAGCACUCAUGCCUGCGUUAAAAUCAUCUGGCACAGAUGCCGUGUAUACUGUAUGCAUUCUUUGUCUAUCACUAGCGGGUUUUCUAUGUACAUGUCUUAUCUUGUAUUUUCCAGCAAUCUGUAUGCUGCAAUGGCUUCUUCCAACAAGUGAAUCUGGCCAAGAGAUUUAUCUUUUAUCAAGUAUUGGGUUCUGCCUGAUCAUCAUCCAAGUAGGCAGCUAUUUUGGACAGUCCAUGGAACUUUGCUGUUUUGUAGCAGGUGUAAUGAUCUCCACACGCAAGUCACUUGGUAAUGCAACUGCACAUGUAGCAGAGCCACUUCGAGGCAUGUUUGCUGCGCUCUUCUUUGCAUCUAUAGGACUGCACAUAUAUCCAUCGUUCUUGCUGAAUGAGGGGCUACUGCUUAUAUCAUUGACGUUUUUGGUUGUAGCGAUCAAGAUUGCUCUUGCUAUAGUUGUUUUCAAGGCUGUUUUUAGGUUUUCUUGGUCAACUUCCAUGACGGUUGCAAUUGGCUUGGGGCAAAUGUCUGAAUUCACAUUUGUGCUCGCAUCUAAAGCUAAAAGUCUCGAUCUGGUGACUCGAGAAACCUUUUACAUCAUGCUAGGUGUUACAACGCUGUCUAUGGUAGCAUCUCCAGCACUCUGGUACCUCGGUGGUUACCUUGAUGGGCGUCGCUCCAAAUCUGAAUUAGUAUUGAAAAAGGAAAAGAAGCCAGAAUCGGAUGACGAACUACAAGUCCUUAUAGAGUAG
Messenger RNA from Batrachochytrium dendrobatidis JAM81, 2127 nucleotides. RefSeq lists its product as uncharacterized. Gene Ontology annotation, molecular function: potassium:proton antiporter activity. Gene Ontology annotation, biological process: potassium ion transmembrane transport; proton transmembrane transport. Gene Ontology annotation, cellular component: membrane. The transcript has 7 exons. NCBI's taxonomy places the organism in Eukaryota, Fungi, Chytridiomycota, Chytridiomycetes, Rhizophydiales. The coding region runs from base 1 to 2127 and encodes 708 amino acids. The record is from RefSeq and is a predicted model, not a curated record.